Toxorhynchites rutilus septentrionalis is the source of this 1121-nucleotide messenger RNA. RefSeq lists its product as uncharacterized. The transcript is spliced from 2 exons. Bases 653 to 1069 code for a protein of 138 amino acids. Lineage: Eukaryota; Metazoa; Arthropoda; Insecta; Diptera; Culicidae. The record is from RefSeq and is a predicted model, not a curated record.
ACAUUCUUUUGUAGCGCGAAUUCGCGUCAUCGAAGGUACGGUGUUGCUACCUAUGAAUGUUUCGCGUGUGAGUGAAAAAUAUGUAAACAAACCGUUGCAUAUUUUCUCUGUAAUUAAUAUACUGAUUUCUCGAAAACUUGUACCGUGUUUAUCUCACAAUUAUUGGAAAUUGUUGAAAAAUAGUUUUUCUUAGCUGUUUCGAUGCUCCGAACUAAAAUUUAUUGUCAUUUAGUAGUGAAAAAAAGCGGUUGAAGUACACCCUCUGUCAAUCUACCUGCGAGAGAGGUAAACCGAAUUAAUGAAAUUUGAUAUAAAAAUAUCCGCUUAGUGUUCAUAAAAUACCUAAAAUACAAAAAUCUGGCUUCUAUUCAAUCAGUGCUCUAAUAUUUUUCAAAAUAUUUUCCUUAGAACGUGUGAAAUAUGGACGUCAAAAGCUGCGCAAAUUGCCCGGAGAACAUGCAAGUCGGACGAAAUUUGCUUGAAGCUGACUCCGACCAAUCUGCAAAAUUCAAAAGCCGUAUUGUUUGUGUCGUCCCCGGAUGUAAGCAGAGAUAUCGCCCCGGAAUUUCUUUUCAUGCCUUCCCUCCGAAUACGGACAAAUCGCUAAAGAUAGAACCUACCAAAAUCUCCCUACCUACUCUACUCUCCGAGUAUGAAGUCAACAAGCCGUGCCACUGAUCGCUUAAUUCUUAGGCCAUCAGCAGUUCCCGACUUGAAUUUGCCACAACCUCCCAUCAGCGAAGCCAGGAAAAGACUUAUUGAGGGCCAUGCUGAACGUGCUGCAAACCGUGCCAAAGUUGGGGCAGCGAUGGACCAGAGACAUGAUACACCAAACCUUUCAGAUCUUGCCAUCGAUGCUGAAUGUGCAGAUCAUCCCGAAGUCUGUGUUCCUACAGUAGAGAAAGCAGUCCAGGUAGACACUACGGAUUUGGAUGAACUUAAAGUCAAGCGUAUCUCAGCGAUCUCCUUUGGAAGCGAUGACGAUCUUGUAUCAUGGACUGGACUUAAAUCAAGAGAAAUGCUCGAAUCUAUUGUCAAAGCAGUGACUCUCGUGAAGCAGUAUCGUUAAAAGCCUAAAUCUACAGUGAAGCUAGAAGAGGAAAUACCGGAUUCCUGCACAA